This is a messenger RNA of Brachypodium distachyon (stiff brome), 676 nucleotides long. RefSeq names its product heavy metal-associated isoprenylated plant protein 46. The record is from RefSeq and is a predicted model, not a curated record. NCBI's taxonomy places the organism in Eukaryota, Viridiplantae, Streptophyta, Magnoliopsida, Poales, Poaceae. Bases 167 to 529 code for a protein of 120 amino acids. The transcript has 3 exons.
ACAGCUAGCGCUUCAUCUGCAGGUUGCAUUGUGUCGGCUGCACAAGAUCGACCGACCAAUAGCUGAUUACCUAACCUAGCAUCGAUCGAACUCAAACCUUCCCAAAUUAGUUCCUCCUCGACUGCCAGCUACUGCUAAAACAAACUAGUAGUAGCACGCGCGCGCAAUGAAGCAAAAGAUGGUGAUCAAGGUGAGCAGCAUGUCAUGCGAGAAGAGCCGGUCCAAGGCCAUGGCGAUGGCCGCGAGAACAACCGGGGUGAUCUCGGUGGAGAUAACCGGCGACGGCAGAGACAUGCUGGAGGUGGUCGGCGACGGCGUGGACCCGGUGUGCCUCGUGUGCCGCCUGCGCAGCAAGAAGCUCGGCCACGCCCAGAUCGUGAAGGUGGAGGAUGUUAAGGACAUGCCCAAGGAGAAGAAGCCCCCGCCGGCCGUGCCCGUGUGCCCGCCGCCGCACUGCUACCCCGGUUAUUAUUACCCGCAGCACAUGGUCGUCUGCGACGAGCCGGCCAGCGGUUGCGCCAUCAUGUAAUUCACAUGGACCAGUUAAUUCCACCUUGCAUGCUUUAACUUUGGUCAGCGAGAAAAGAAUACAAGAAGGGAAAGAAAUAAAAUGGUACUACUGUAAUAAAUGGAGAAGGAAAGAAAUAUAAUCAAAUAAAUGGCGUAGAUUUAUACA